Molecule: messenger RNA, 3618 nt
Organism: Metopolophium dirhodum (rose-grain aphid)
Lineage: Eukaryota; Metazoa; Arthropoda; Insecta; Hemiptera; Aphididae
Product: cationic amino acid transporter 2-like
Exons: 15
Coding region: 1888-3318 (476 amino acids)
Biological process (GO): amino acid transport; transmembrane transport
Cellular component (GO): plasma membrane
Molecular function (GO): amino acid transmembrane transporter activity
Source: RefSeq, a predicted model, not a curated record
UCAAGCGUGUUUAUAAUUUUUUUUUACUGUUUUUUAUCCAUUGUUACAUAUUAGUAUAUUACAUAAUACAAAAUCAUGUUUUACAUUAAUUUAACUUACUAAAUGUUUAUCGUAUAAUUCAUUUAAUUUAAAAAUUAAAUACGUAUUUAUACCUUCAGCCUUAAAACCACAAUUAAAAUUAUAUCUAUGAAACUUACCUUUACAUCGUUAACGUAGUACAUCUAUGGACAGGUGUUAAAAAAAAUAUUUUUCAUCCCGUUUUAAAAAAUGUGCUUGUCACACUUUUUGUAAAAUAUUAUUUGUCCACAUUAUUUUUGCGGCACGAUAGAGACUUUUUUUAAUCGUGGACACUCUUUUUUAGGUAUAGUUGUAAAAUAAUUUCAUACAGCCCCGCGAACAGAUCGUAAUAUUAUUGGUAGAUCUAAGGUGAAUAAUUUAAGUUUUGGACCAGAAGAUCAAUGAAGUAAGUCAUUCAAAUCAUUAUUUAAACAAUGUUUCUUCAUGUCAUCGACUAAGUGUAUGAUGACACGAUGGUGAAAAUUACAGACUAGUGUUUGUAUAUGGUGUCGUAUGUUAUUUGUUUCAUACGUGUUUUACGUAGAUUAACGUUUCUAACUUAAAUUAUGUAAAUAAUAAUUACCUAUUUGACAUUAUAAUUUAUUACAAGCUGUAUUAAUCUGAUGUUCGUCAUACUUAGAUAUAACCUACAGCUACAAAGGUUUUGGUUUUUAUACAGAUGUUGUGUUACUGAAAAAAAUCAUUAAAAGUCAUAACAUUAUUAAAAAUAAAAACUGGCCGGACUCCGUUACAGAAAUAGGUCCACUUUCGUUUAUUUGUUUUCAAUAUUUUCGAGGACAUUAAAAUUAAAUAAUUAUACUAUUCAAGAUUAAUCCCGUUCAACGCACUUGUCCCACAGAUACUAGAACAGCGUAAUAUCAAUCGUACUAUAAAUUCAGCGGAAAAUGCAUUUUAGACACAUUUUUUUAUUGGCUAUUGAAAUCCGAACGGAGGAUUGCGAAAAUCUGAAGUGCCGGUGUCCGAUAAUCCACGAUUAUCGGUGUAGUUUACAACUGCCGUUAAAAAACUGAUAUCAUACAAUUCAUACAAUUCAUCACCGUGAUCGUAAAUUUAUUAACGAAAAACAUACCUAGUAUUUAUAGUGACAACGUCGAGGAUUGUCGACAUAUGCAAUUUCUGAUUAGUGGUUACUAUUUGGAUAUCGCAGCACUAUACAUAAUAUAAAAAAAUAUAGUGUACAAAAAUGAUUCACUCGUGGUCGAUUUAAAAAAAAAAAAUAUCUUGAAAAUGGGUUUUGAUUGGGGAGCGUCGCUGUCCGGAUGAGAGUCUCGUUUCAUAAAUAAUUGAUCGAGGUGAAUAACAAAACAAGCAUUAUUGCUAAUGUUUUUUGAUUGGAACGUUUAAGUUGAGAAGUAUGAGAAGAGAAGGAGAGUCGACAAAACCAAAUUUAAUGGAGUUUAGAAGAAUGGAGAAAGUAAAUAUUAUGAAUGACCUGUGGUGAGCUAUAAGUAGAAGAGACAAAUAAGCUUGGGCAAAACGCUUUAUCAAUCGCUGAGCAGGAAAAAAACGUUCGCUACAGAAACUAAACAUGAAAAAGACAAGUUGAAACGAGUGUUGACCAUUUUCGACUUGACCGCUUUGGGCAUUGGCGCCACUUUAGGGAGUGGCGUUUAUGUGUUGGCCGGAACAGUGGCCAAAUCUAUCGCUGGACCAGCGGUGGUAUUGUCUUUCAUCGUAGCGGCAAUUGUCUCUUCGUUUGCUGGAGUUUGUUACGCUGAAUUCGCCGGCCGAGUACCCAAAGCCGGAUCUGCGUAUAUUUACAGUUAUGUGGCCGUCGGUGAAUUUAUCGCUUUUAUUAUUGGUUGGAACAUGUUUAUCGAGCAUACGAUAGGCACAGCAUCCGCUGCCAAAGCCAUGACAAAUUAUUUAGACUCUUUGCUUGGCGAUCCCCAAAAGAGGUACAUGAAAACACAUUUUCCAAUGCACAUGCAGUUUAUGGGCGAAUAUCCGGACGUUGCGUCGUUUUUGUUCCUCAUGUUCAUUGCGUUGGUUAUGGCUUGGGGUGUUCGGAAGUCUUCAACUCUCAAUACAGUGUUUACUGCAUUUAACUUACUGACCGUCGGUACAGUCAUCGUGAGUGGACUUUUUUUUGUUAAAAUUUCGAAUUGGAAUAUAUCGAAAAGCGAAAUCCCGCCCGGAGUGGACGGCGGCAACGGUGGAUUCGCGCCAUUCGGAUGGAGUGGAAUAAUCGCUGGAGCGGCUCGAUGCUUUUACGGGUUCAUUGGAUUCGAAUCUAUUUCUACGACCGGCGAAGAAACAAAAAAUCCGAAAAAAACAAUUCCGCUGGCGAUCGUUCUGACGCUGGUGUUCGUCACGUCUGCAUACUCUAUCGUGGCGUCAGUGUUGACCCUGAUGUGGCCGUAUUACGAUCAGGAUCCGAACGCGCCGUUUCCAGUCAUCUACGAGAACCUGGGAUUACCCGUGAUCAAGUAUAUGGUUACCUGCGGCGCGGUAUUCGCUCUAUUCACCUCUUUAUUAGGAUGUCUGUUUCCGAUACCACGAAUCCUGUACGCCAUGUCCUGCGACGGUCUGUUGUUCGAAUUCUUAUCGAUGGUCAACGAAAGGACCAAGACUCCAGUCAUAGCCACAAUGAUAUGCGGAGUCGGUGCCGGCAUAUUGUCGUCCAUCUUCAAUCUCGAACAGCUCGUCGACAUGACGUCUAUCGGCACCCUCAUAUCGUAUUUGAUAGUUUGUAUCUGCCUACUGGUGCUCAGGUACAGAGACACUAACACGGUAGUUCAGGAUAUAGACAGUAAUUCCGAUGACUAUAAAAUGUUCAAAUGGUACAGUUUGUUUAACUCAAAAGUCACGAACUUGGAUACUCAAUACAUAUCCAGAGUGUUGAUACUUAUAUACACUUUCAGUGCAUGUGUAUUUUGCAUUAGUAUGGUGAAUAUUGACUGUUACGAUGGAGAGUUUUAUUUCCCGUUAAUUGUCGUAAUAGCGGUUUCGAUCACAGUAUCAUUACUUUCCAUGUUAAUGUUACACAGACUUCCACAAGCAGUCGAAAACUUAGCGUUUAGGGUACCACUAGUUCCUUUUAUACCGUGCGUGAGUAUAACUCUUAACUUAUACCUAAUGAUGGAGCUGAGCAUCAAGACUUGGAUAAGAUUCGGCGUGGGACUUAUAUUAGGAGUAUUCAUAUACGCGUUCUAUGGCAUUCAUCACAGUAUAGAAGGUGGUAAACAACGAGCGGUAAAAAAUGAAGAAAACAAAAACACGCUGAGAAUCUCUUCCUAAUAAUUUGUUCAUAUAUAAUCAAGCUUUACAUAUAUAUUUUUUUACAUUUGUAUAUUCUAAUGAUUAAUGGUUAUAAAUCGUAACAAUAAUUAUUGUAACUGUAACCAUUACGAAAAAUCGUAUUAUUCAAUAAUAAUACGAUAAGUUUAUAUAUUUAAGUAUGUAACUAACAUCAUAUUAUGUAAAAAGGUUACAUUUAAAAAUGUGUAUUUACAUUUUUUAUUUUAAUAUUUAUUAAUAUAAGGUUAAAAUGUUAAAUAAUUGUAUUUUUUGAUAAUAAAACUAAUAUAUUAUACCCAU